Mucor velutinosus is the source of this 1590-nucleotide messenger RNA. RefSeq lists its product as uncharacterized. The record is from RefSeq and is a predicted model, not a curated record. The transcript has 9 exons. Bases 1 to 1590 code for a protein of 529 amino acids. Gene Ontology annotation, molecular function: heme binding; iron ion binding; oxidoreductase activity, acting on paired donors, with incorporation or reduction of molecular oxygen. NCBI's taxonomy places the organism in Eukaryota, Fungi, Mucoromycota, Mucoromycetes, Mucorales, Mucoraceae.
AUGAAUUUUGUUACUGAAAACUUAAAGUACCUAGACGAAAAAUUUGUCAGCGUGUGUUUACCAUGUAUCAAGAAGAACAAAAAGACAGUAGUCAGCAUCAGUGCAGCUGUUACGGUGUCUCUCUUAACUGGCUAUGUCUACAGGUUACUCACUGUUCCUCCAAAGCAUUUCAACGGUCUUCCUUGCAUCACAUAUAUAGACCUUAUCAAGUCCAUUCUCCGUGGCGAUCGUAUAUAUGACCAAAGAAAGCAGCUUGCGCUUCCUCUGCUGGAUAAAGCCAAUGGUGUAUUUGUGGAGCCCUCGCAUGUGGGCUGGCAAAUCAGAUCUACAAACCCCACUAUCAACAAGGCCAUUCUCAAUGAUUCUGAAACAUUUCCCAAGGCAGAGAACAUGUUUGGAAGAGCAGGUAGUCUGGUUUACAGAUUUAUUGGUGGAAAGCAUGUUGGUUCGCUCGAAGGUGCUGAAUGGAGAAGACAUCGAAAAGUCAUUAAUCCUGCUUUUCAUAAGGCGCUUCCGAUCAAUAUCUUUGGUCAAUUGAGCCAAAAGGCCAUAAAAAUGAUGGAAACUCUCGGAUUAGAAAACCUCUGUGUAACUGAUGUCUGUGGGAGAAUGACCCUGGAUGCCAUUAGUGUUGCUGGAUUUGGAUUCGACUUUGAAUGCGUCUCGGUGGUAGAUAAUGAGUGGAUCAAAGUGUAUGAUAAUAUCAGAGAAAAUUUGACCGACCCCUUUUUCAUCCUGUUUCAAAUAUUUGAUGACGAGUUGAAAUGGAUGUUUCCUCACAGAGUUGCUGCUCACAGAGAUCUCGAUAAACUCUUGGGCAGUAUUGACAAAGUAGUAAUGGAAAGAAAAGCCGAGAUGAACUCAAAAGACUCUAGAUUUUCCACCAUCCCUGAGGCUGAGAAAGAUAUCUUGACACUUAUGUUGGAAGCAGAACACCAGGGUGAAGGCAAGCUCUCUGAUUUGGAAUUAAAGAGAAACAUUGCCGGCUUCUUUCUUGCUGGCCAUGAUACGACAGCUAUCUCGCUAGCAUUUGCCAUUGCACAAAUGGGACGCAACAUAGAUAUUCAAAAGAAGGCAAGAGAAGAAGUGCUGUCUGUCCUCGGUGAUGAGCCUGAAGACGUUCUUCCUACAAAAGAAGACUUGAAAGAAAUGAAGUACUUGGACGCUGUAAUUAAGGAGACUCUUCGCUUGAAUAGUCCCCUUACUAAAACACUGAACCGCGUUGCUUCCAGAGAUGUAGAGAUUGAAGGCUUGUUAAUCACCAAAGGCACAUCUGUUGAUGUUGAUAUCACUGCAACCCAUAUGAGCUGGGAAGACGGCCAAGAGUUCAAACCAGAAAGGUUUCUCGGCGCUACGGACCUUGCAUCAAACAAACAUGGCAGCAAUUUUGUAACCUUUGGCGGUGGAAGCCAUACUUGCCCUGGAAUGUACUUUAGCUAUGCUGAGCAACGUGUAUUUUUGUCCAUGCUAUUACGCAAAUUUGAAUGGCGCUUGUCAGAUGAUACAAUUCACAAAGAUGAAUGUAUAGGCGAAGGCUACGGAUCUGUCAAACCAGUAGACCUUCGCAUCAACUUGACGAAGAGAUACUAG